Messenger RNA from Phytophthora nicotianae INRA-310, 1851 nucleotides. RefSeq lists its product as hypothetical. Bases 1 to 1851 code for a protein of 616 amino acids. NCBI's taxonomy places the organism in Eukaryota, Oomycota, Peronosporomycetes, Peronosporales, Peronosporaceae. The record is from RefSeq and is a predicted model, not a curated record. Gene Ontology annotation, cellular component: membrane. The transcript has a single exon. Gene Ontology annotation, molecular function: ABC-type transporter activity; ATP hydrolysis activity; ATP binding.
AUGGACGAAGACGCUGAAGGAGUAGUGCCCACAAGCAUUACCGUACAAGUUGAACUCCCCAUUAUCACUCCAUGCACAGAUCAAGGUCCUAUCAAGAGCAGCACCAGUUUCGCAGGCAAACCACUUCGGACGACUCCCAAUCCGUGCACUUUGAGCUGGAGCAGUCUCUCGUACACUGUCAGCACCAAGACGAGCGGAAAGAAGACCAUUCUUACCAACGUCACUGGACGUUGUGCACCUGGAGAGUUGACUGCCGUAAUGGGACCUUCUGGGUCAGGAAAAACGACGCUACUCGACAUCUUGGCGGACCGUAUCAGCUCAGGAACGAUCUCUGGUGACAUCUUCCUUAAUGGCGAGAAACGAAACCACAAGACCUUCCGCGCUGUUUCCAGCUACGUAGCUCAAGAGGACUCGUUGUUAGGCUCAUUCACAGUACGUGAAACACUCGAGAUGGCCGCAAAACUGAGUCUACCAGGCUCCAUCACUCACCACGAGAUCGUAGAACGCGUACAAACUGUAAUUGACGAGAUGGGUCUACGUAAAUGUGAGCACACGUUGGUCGGAGAUGUCUUCCGGAAGGGCAUUUCAGGCGGCCAGAAGCGAAGACUGAGUAUCGCCAUCGAGUUGCUAUCUGAGCCUUCCAUCCUGCUACUGGAUGAGCCUACGUCGGGACUGGAUUCAGCGUCCACCUACAACGUCAUGAAGUUCGUAUCUCGACUCUGUAAAGAGAAUCUGACCGUGAUCUGCACCAUUCACCAGCCCUCAUCGUUAGUGUACGACAUGUUCACUAAUGUAGUGAUCCUCUCUGCAGGUGAGACAGUUUACUUUGGUCCAAGACUCGACAUGUUGCCUCAUUUCGCGUCGCUAGGCUACACCUGCCCCGAGCACGAGGAUCCAGCUGAACACUAUAUUAGCAUCGCCAAUACAGAUUUCGUUGGACACGGGGACAUUCCGGCCCUGGUUGCUGGAUAUGCUGCGAGCUCGAUAGCUAGUAAGAUCCAAGAUGCAAUUACCGCAGACUCGGCGAACGUACAUGACGCUAAAAUGAUUGAAGUCGCUCCAAACUCGCCACUACGACAGCUUGUUGUGCUACUAAAGCGAAAUUUAAUUGACAAUCUGCGCAACCCAGGCAUCUUUUGGGUUCGACUCGUCAUGUACACAGUUCUGUCGUUCAUGAUGGGGACGAUGUUCCUCUCGACCAACAAGCUGAUCGUGGCUCACGACGUGGUGUAUCUACUCACUUACGCCAACUGCUUCCUCGUAUUCAUGUCCAUCGCUGUGCUGCCGUUCUUCAUUGAGCAACGCGCAGUUUUUCUUCGUGAAAGAGCCAACAGCAAUCUCAACGUAUUCAGCUACGUGAUCGCCAACUUCUUGGGAGCUUUACCAGGCAUUUUCUUGAUCGCCCUGAGCUCAACGUUGCUUGUCGGAUACCUCGCGGGUCUCAAUUCGUACGGAAUUUUCCUACUGAUCGUGUUCUUGUCACUUGUGGUGGCUGAGAGCUUGAUGCACCUCGUAGCGGCGUGUGUGUCGCACUUUAUCAUCGGAAUGGCGAUCGGCGCUGCACUUUUCGGAUGGUUCAUCCUGUGUAUGGGGUUGUUCGUGCCACGACCUGCUAUCCCGGACUACUGGAUCUGGGGCCAUUAUCUAGGCUUCCUAUCGUAUGGAUUUGAGGCACUCAUGCACAACCAGUUCCACAACGACGACUCGCCCGAAGCCCUGUUUAUUUUGACAAGAUUCGGCAUGGAAGAUGCUGAUUUGGGUCGUGAUCUGGCUAUCGUAGCUGCAAAUGCUGUGGCCUUCGAGAUCCUCUUCGCUUUCGUCUUGUACAAGUUCCACACAGGCCGUCGGUGA